AUGGAUUCGCCUGGGAACCUAACCUUCUCCCUCUCCACCCCGUCCCCUCUGGAGACCAACCUCAGCCUGGGCACCGAAGACUCGCGCCCUAAUCCAGUGCACCUCUCCGUCUUCGGGGUGCUCGUGGUGAUCUUGCUGGGCUUACUGGUGGCCGCGACGUUCGCCUGGAACGUGCUGGUGCUGGCGACCAUUGCCCGCGUGCGCACCUUCCACCGCGUCCCGUACAACCUGGUGGUGUCCAUGGCCCUCUCCGACGUGCUGGUGGCCACUCUGGUCAUGCCACUGAGCCUGGUGCACGAGCUGUCCGGGCGCCGCUGGCAUCUGGGCCGGCGGCUGUGCCAGCUGUGGAUCGCGUGUGACGUGCUCUGCUGCACCGCCAGCAUUUGGAAUGUGACCGCCAUCGCGCUGGACCGCUAUUGGUCCAUCACCCGCCACUUGGAGUACACGCUGCGCACACGCAAGCGCGUCUCCAACGUCAUGAUCGCGCUGACCUGGGCGCUGUCGGCGGUCAUCUCCUUGGCGCCGCUGCUCUUCGGCUGGGGGGAGACCUACACCGAGCGCAGCCGGCAGUGCCAGGUGAGCCGCGAGCCCUCCUACGCCGUGUUCUCCACCAUGAGUGCCUUCUACGUGCCCCUGUGCGUGGUGCUGUUCGUCUACUGCCGGAUCUACAGGGCCGCCAAGCUGCGGCUGAGCCUCAGGAAGAACAGCGUCUAUCCCGCGCCGAGGGCUGCGGAGGUGGGUAGGGUCCCUGCUCGGGAGCCCCAGACGCUGUUCACGGUCCGCAACGCCACGGUCACCUUCCAGACGGAAGGCGACACCUACAGGGAGCAGAGGGAGCAGAGAGCGGCCAUGAUGGUGGGCAUUCUCAUCGGGGUGUUUGCCCUCUGCUGGAUCCCCUUCUUCACCACGGAGCUCGUCAGCCCCCUCUGCUCCUGCGACCUCCCCGCCAUCUGGAAGAGCAUCUUCCUGUGGCUGGGCUACUCCAACUCCUUCUUCAACCCCCUGAUCUACACGGCGUUCAACAAGAACUACAACACCGCCUUCAAGAACUUCUUCUGUAGACAGCACUGAGUCCCAGCGCCUGGGAUGACAAAGGGCUAUUUCCGUAACUCAGUGAAGUGUCCAGUGUGGUCUGUGUCCCCCACCCCAGCCAGCACCGUGUAGGAGACACUAGUCCUUCACCUUCCCCUGGGUGGCCCCUGAUGCCCCACUUCCCCACCGCUAGCUAGGAAGGUGCCGUUCGGCGACCUUCUUUGUCUCAUUGAGCUCGUGUUUGCCGCUCUGCGCCUAACAGCUACCGCCGCUGCCCGCCAAGUGCUCCUCCCUCUCCCAAAUCUAGCAUGGCCAUCACCCUUGUGCCUGAGCAGUUCAACAGGGCAGGAGAGAGGGAGACAACAAAACAAUCUGGGCAGGGUGCGCGAGGGUUUGCAGAACGCAUAGGAAGUGACAAUGGCAAGGUCUGGGGCGGGUCUCGGAACCAUCAUUCCGCGGUGUCGUGAGAGAGUCCCCAUUUCACACGUUCCUCCCACGGUCCUCAUGAGUUCCGCCGAGUAGUUCUCGUGUGUGUUCUAGUAUGUGACCACAAACUAUUGUCUCUAAA
Molecule: messenger RNA, 1600 nt
Organism: Molossus molossus (Pallas's mastiff bat)
Lineage: Eukaryota; Metazoa; Chordata; Mammalia; Chiroptera; Molossidae
Gene: HTR5A
Product: 5-hydroxytryptamine receptor 5A
Exons: 2
Coding region: 1-1071 (356 amino acids)
Biological process (GO): chemical synaptic transmission; G protein-coupled receptor signaling pathway, coupled to cyclic nucleotide second messenger
Cellular component (GO): plasma membrane; dendrite
Molecular function (GO): G protein-coupled serotonin receptor activity; neurotransmitter receptor activity
Source: RefSeq, a predicted model, not a curated record